Molecule: messenger RNA, 930 nt
Organism: Medioppia subpectinata
Lineage: Eukaryota; Metazoa; Arthropoda; Arachnida; Sarcoptiformes; Oppiidae
Source: the annotation of a GenBank genome assembly
ACUCAUUGAAUGAACGAAUUGUUGGUUUCGUUUCGCGAGUCAAUCAAAGGGGGAAAUGAGUGACAAAACUACAGUCAAUACACGAUUUAUUCGCACAUUUAUUCUUACGUAACACUCGUUGUGUGCGAACGGAUGGCUCGAUUCGUUGGCCAGCGUUAAGCGGAGAUAUAUAUUACUGGGAGUCGACUGUAGUUUUCCAUACGCGAGACAUAUGAGUGAAAUGUAUUUUACAAAUGAUGUCCGACUUCUGGUGCAGUGAAUAUCAAUAACACACAAAUCAAGCCUCAAAUAUAGCCCACAAUUGGUUUCGACUUAUUUACUAAUUAAUUAAUUAUAAUAACAAUCAGUGGUUUUUGUAGUAAAUUAUUUUUAAUAAUCAAAAAAGGACUUAAAUAUUACAAAAUUGAAUUGAAAGACAUUUUGUGUCCAAUGUUUUAGUGCUUUCUUUUAUCGCUUCAGUAAUAAUAAUAAUCAUUAAUAAUAUUUCCAUAUAUUUUGUGCGAGUAUUGAGUUGUUUUGAGCUCAAAAUAUAUACACAUUUUAUUUGUAUAUUUAAUGUGAACUGAAAUACAAUUUAGUUUUCAAUUUUGCGACACCAAAAACAGUGACCAAACAAUUGGUUUUGCUUUCAAUUGUCAAAUGUCUGAACUGUUGUUUGAGUUGAAUUUAACAGUAUCGUCGGCGAAGUUGUCGGGCACCACAGCCUUCUUCAAGCCGGACCCGUAUGUGGAGAUAGUGGUGGACGGCGGCAGUCCUAAUAAGACCGACUAUAAUAAGUCCACAUAUAAUCCCAAAUGGGAUGAAGUGUUUCCGCUGCUGGUGUCUCCGUAUUCGUUCAUACAUUUACGUGUGUUUAACCACAACUCCAUCAAAAGGGACGCCCUGUUAGGCGAGGCCACGAUCGACGUCUACGAACUGCUGACCCGCAAC